AUGGACAGCACCCAAAAGGCUUUAAAUCUGCAAAAUUUUCUUGCCGAUUAUCAGCGAAAAUUAACUGGCUCUGAGAACGAUAUGCCGUUCUAUAUGCAAGCCAAUCCCGUGCUCGUGGACGUGGGUGAGAGCUGUUCCCUGGACCUGAUCGAAUCCCCAGACGACAUAUCGAUCGCAAACUUUCAGCCCGGCGCAGAUGUAUUUCGCCAAACUGCUGUUCGGCCGCAGGAGGAUCAGCAUGUGCCCGCCACCUUUACGGCCCUGACCAACUACAAGACCAAGUCGCGCAAAUGUGCCUUUGGACGCACCCAAUACACUCACAAAUUGAAUCCGCCGCCGGCGGACUGCCAGGAUCUCCAGUUGGAUGCCUGCGAACUGGAGCUAACGGUGCGUCUCUACCGGCCACCGCGUGCCUACCAUCGGGGAUUCAAGGUGGAGAUCCCCGUAUUCUCCGAGGAGUACGUCUGCCUGGGCAGCAACUAUCUGACCGAGCUGCGCGACAAGAUCAGCUGCGUGUGCCGCGGCAAACGCUUCGUGGACAUCAGCAAUGAUCCGGAUGCUCCGCUGCCCACAAUCGACACAAAUCCGGGGUACUUCUUCAUCAACGACACCUUCUACAAUGACAAACGCAAUCCCAACAAUCCCGACUAUUCGCAGACCGUGUUAAAGUGGGCGGCUCGUGCAAACGGAGUGCAAGCAGAAUCGCUUAAGGUGGAGAAUAUGGAGGGCAAACGCUUCAUAGAUCUAACGGUUAGUCCAGGAUCACCGCUGCACUACCUGCAUCACGGCAACUGCGAACACCUGUUUGUAAUCUCGCAGAUCGAGGUGCUAACGCCGCGCAGUAAACGCCCCGAACGCAGUCUAUAUCCCUAUCCUCACGCCUUUAGCACCUUCAACCGAAGGACCUGCUACUUGUGCGGCAUUCGCAGCUACAGCUUCAUUGUCGAUCAGUCCCGACGACAGCUGCACAAUCCCUCCUACCUGUGCCGCAGUUGCCUCUUGAGUUUCCACUACGUGGAUGGCCAAAAGGUUGGUCAGUUCAAGGCCUAUCGCAUAUAUGACCAUGCGGAGGCGGAGGACGAGGAGGAGGAGCAUAAAGGUGGCGAAAAUUAAGUUAACAUUUUGUCAAAUAUACCAAACAAUUGCAUAUGGGAAAUGAUAAAUCGUGUUUUACUACAAAUACAGAUUUUACCAUCAAUAAUUACUUACUAGUUUACAAUAAAACAUAGAAUAUUAUA
This is a messenger RNA of Drosophila elegans, 1238 nucleotides long. It is a transcript of the gene Pbp49, whose product is annotated as snRNA-activating protein complex subunit 3. The record is from RefSeq and is a predicted model, not a curated record. Gene Ontology annotation, biological process: snRNA transcription by RNA polymerase III; snRNA transcription by RNA polymerase II. Gene Ontology annotation, cellular component: snRNA-activating protein complex. The coding region runs from base 1 to 1113 and encodes 370 amino acids. Gene Ontology annotation, molecular function: RNA polymerase II cis-regulatory region sequence-specific DNA binding; bent DNA binding; RNA polymerase III type 3 promoter sequence-specific DNA binding. NCBI's taxonomy places the organism in Eukaryota, Metazoa, Arthropoda, Insecta, Diptera, Drosophilidae. The transcript has a single exon.